AUGUAUCUACAGACCUGUGCUGCCCUCUCCGUUGCAGAGCUGAGUAUCUUUAACCUCAUGCACGCUGCUCCCUUGACAUACAACGUCAUAUACCGCUUUAUCUUCUUAUUUUCAUUUCAGUAUCUUUCCAUCAACUUGUAUUAUAUCUGCAUCUACCCAUUCUUCGUUUCACCCUUACGUUACAUACCAGGGCCAAAAGAUCAUCAUCCUUUCAUCGGCCAAUCUCUUAAUCAAUUCCGGGCGAAUGGACCAUACGAGUUGUACCUGUCGUGGAGUCAAAAAUGGCCAAGUUCACCAUUCAUCCGUUACAUAUCCUUCGGAAAUACCGAGACGCUUCUGGUUAAUAGCUUGAGAGCACAUCAAGAAGUAUUAUCUACGAAAUGCUAUUCAUUUGUAAAGCCGCCUUUUUUCGCCAGAAUCGUGGGUGAAGUGACUGGUAUGGGCCUGGUAUUUGCGGAGGGUGAAGAACACAGAAAGCAACGAAAACUGUUGAAUGGUAUUUUUUCAAACCCAAACAUGAAGAAGCUUUUGCCAGUUGUACAGUCACAUGGAAAAUACCUCAUGAAGACUAUUGACCAAAGUAUCGGCUCCGAUGAAUCUGCCGUAGUGGAGGUCGUAUCACUGUUCUCCAAAGCCACUCUCGAUAUCAUUGGUCUCAUUACCUUGGGCAAAGAGCUGGAUAGCCUGAGCGUUAAACCAUCAUUCCACGAAUGCUACGAUCUUAUCUUUAACCAAUCACCAUUUUCGUCCUUUCUUACCGCUGUCAACACGUAUAUUCCGCUGCGAAAUUGGCUUCCGCUGGACGCAAAUAGAUCUUUUAUCAAGGCUAAUGAUGAAGUCAAACGCAUCCUUCGACAGCAGAUUCAACUACGCCAACAAGAUAUGAUCAACAGAAAGAGUGCAUCCCAGAAUUCAUCGCUACCAAUCAGUCGCGAUGUUCUUACCUACCUGCUUGAAGCGCCGCCUUCGGAUCAACAGCAAUGGACAGAAGACGAGCUACUGGGAUAUGUAUGUCUUAGGACGCUACCAACAUGCAGUGACCCUGAUUACACUCAGAUUGAAAGCCUUAGCUACCUCAACAACUUCUGUCGAGAAGUUUUACGUGUCUAUGCUCCUGCCGUCAUGAUUUGGCGCCAAGCGGUUGAGCCCGUCACAAUCGAAAAUGUAUAUAUUCCUGCAGGGACCAAUGUCAUUGUGUCGCCCCAAGUAUCGCAGUCUCACCCCCAUAUCUGGGGCUCUUCUGCAGAUACUUUUGAACCGGACCGUUGGAACUCGCUCUCAUCUGAAUCAGCCUCGCCUUAUGCUUUUCAGGCUUUCAGCAGCGGACCUAGAGUGUGCAUUGGCAAAAUGCUCUCCAUGCUUGAGUUCAAAGCCAUCUUAGUGGAUAUAAUCAAGAAAUAUGACUUCGAGGCGGUGGAAGAAAAGCUGGUGUUGGAAAAUUAUCUCACAUUACGACCAAGAGGCGGACUAAGGGUGCGAUUCAGAGUCAUUGAGGAGUGA
Messenger RNA from Exserohilum turcica Et28A, 1500 nucleotides. RefSeq lists its product as uncharacterized. The transcript has 5 exons. The coding region runs from base 1 to 1500 and encodes 499 amino acids. Gene Ontology annotation, molecular function: heme binding; iron ion binding; oxidoreductase activity, acting on paired donors, with incorporation or reduction of molecular oxygen. The record is from RefSeq and is a predicted model, not a curated record. NCBI's taxonomy places the organism in Eukaryota, Fungi, Ascomycota, Dothideomycetes, Pleosporales, Pleosporaceae.